CAACCGGUUAAUUGACAUUUCGACAUUCAGGCUGUCAUCUGAGUAGAGUAUACCGAGUUGAGUUGAGCUGUAAUUUGAAUCUUGGAUGUCAAAAAGUGUUCGAACGACUUGUUGGGACACAAUAAACUUUCAGAUCAAACAUAACAGCUUUUGAGUUUUUGUCAGCUUGAAUACCGAAACAUUCGAACACUGAAACACCGAGAUGGAUGAUGCGCAGAGGCAAAGGAGGAGAGACGACCGAAGCUUCAAAGCUAAGGCAGAGGAGUUGAAAACAUCGAUCCAAGCAGACCACCCGCCAGAGUUGUUGAAGGAUCUAUAUAAAGAGUUUGAGGAAACUUUCAAAAAUUUGAAAGUGAUACAUGAGAAAAUAUUAGACCUGACAGACCAGGAUAAAGAAGAAGAUGAGGAUAAGUGCAUGCAACAACGUAGAGAACUCCAUAGUGGUAUCCGGUUACUUCUUUCAGCAAAGGAGUCUCAGGACGACCAAGAAGGAAGUACGAAAAAAUCUGAAUUGCAUAAAAUAGAAUUAAAGAAAAUGGAGCUACCGAAGUUCACUGGAGAUAUUAAAACAUACACGAGAUUUAAGACGGACUCCAAGAAGUUCGUAGAGAAGGCAACUCAUCCAGAACAAUUGUCAUUUAGACUCAGAUCCUGCUUAGGAAAUGAGGUUAACAAAGUAGUGCAGGCAGCAGAGGACGACUAUGAGCAAAUGUGGACUUUGUUAGACGAGAAGUAUGGCGACAGACACAAGUUGGUAAAUGCUCUCAUUGGAGAUAUCUUAAAGCAGAAGCCGUUGAAAGAGGGAGAGGAUAGCCAAAUAAUUCAAUUCAUCGAACUAAUUCCGGCUUGCCACCGCAACCUAAAGCGGAUGGCCAUCGAGCACGAAAUGAACAACGCCCAAGUUAUCUCCGAAAUCGAGAGUAGAUUACCGGAAGAACAGAGGAGAAGGUGGGUCAGGCUGAUCCAUGAACCACAAGGAAAGGAUAAAAUGGAGAAAGACGGGAAACUAAAAACUCUCUUAGACUUUCUGGAAGAGAAGAGUAAGAGUCUGAGAUACAUGAUGUCAGGCUUGCAAUGGGCUGCACCAAGACCAAAGGUCCACAGCAGCACAGUCAAUUUUGUGUCGACAGGGAAAAUUCCGGACGAAAGCUGCUUGAUACAUGAGGAUGGUAAACACACAACGCAGGAUUCUAGAAUGUUCAAGUCUAUGACCGUUUAUGACAGAAUCGAACUAAUGAAACAAAAAAGAGCCUGCUUCAGAUGUCUAAAAAUAGGACAUCAAGUGAAAUUCUGUAAGUUGGGACGUUGCGGUAAAGAGGGUUGUACUAGGAAACAUCACCCAUUGAUACAUUACGCACCGAGAAAUGGAGAAGUUGUUAUUGCGACGCAACAAAGCAACCCUACGACAAUUCCAAACUCAUCGGGGAGUGGCAGAAUGGCGAAUGCAGCACAACAGAAUAGUUCUAUUACGCAUUCUCCAUGUAUUUUGAUGGCCAAAGAGUUACAAACGUGCAGAGGAGAAGGGAUCACCGCCAUGUUCGAUUCUGCUUGUACAUCCUCCGCCAUCCUAUCCGAGGUGGCUGAAAGACUAAAAUUAAAAAGGAAGCCGCUAACAAUUUCUAUCACUAAGUUUAGUGGUGAGACCGAGUGUAUCGACACGUACAGUUAUAUCCUACCAUUGAAGACGAGAGAAGCAGACAUUAAAAUAGAGGUAUUUGGUAUGCCGCACACCGCACUGCAAGAAUGGCAAGUAUGUUGGGAGUUGACAAACGUCAAGUAG
This is a messenger RNA of Anneissia japonica, 1780 nucleotides long. RefSeq lists its product as uncharacterized. Lineage: Eukaryota; Metazoa; Echinodermata; Crinoidea; Comatulida; Comatulidae. The record is from RefSeq and is a predicted model, not a curated record. Bases 203 to 1780 code for a protein of 525 amino acids. The transcript is spliced from 2 exons.